CAGGAGUUUAUCCAAACCCUGGAUGAGGAGCUAGCAAAAAAACUUGCUACAAGAGCUCUACAGAGGCGAGUGGGCAGCAUGGACUAUAUAGAUAUGCUUCUUAUCCAGGAGGACCCAGAAGAUGAGAAUGAUGAUGCCGCUCUCCCAUCUUCCCUUUCUCUAUCCCCCCAGAAGUGUCAAGUCCAGCACCACCGAACCCCACCCAAUCUAUACCUGCAUCCACCCCAGCCCACCCCCUCGAGCAUAUCUGGAACAUCAACUUCAGGUGGGCCCUCAUCUUUCAGGCCACCGCCAACAGCAUCUAUGGCAAGGUCAAGUGAACCAGUGCCUGAGUGGUGCAAAUGUGGACAUUGCCGCAGAAUGUCACAGGAGGUUGAGAACCGGUGCUGUAAUUCUAGAGACUGUGUCUCACUUAGCGCACGCUUUCGCAAGCUAUGCCUGGACCCUGAUUAUUUACAAUUAAGUAUAAAGUGUUCAGGGGAUAUCAGAAACGACCGUCAAGAUAAUAGCAGCAGAGCCUUCCAAAAGGCUGCCUAUCGUCGUUAUAUAAUUGAAGAAUAUGGCUACCUUGGAAACCACAAAAGAAGGGUAUGC
Porites lobata is the source of this 594-nucleotide messenger RNA. The record is from the annotation of a GenBank genome assembly. NCBI's taxonomy places the organism in Eukaryota, Metazoa, Cnidaria, Anthozoa, Scleractinia, Poritidae.